Messenger RNA from Cajanus cajan (pigeon pea), 1514 nucleotides. Its product is annotated as putative membrane protein At4g09580. Lineage: Eukaryota; Viridiplantae; Streptophyta; Magnoliopsida; Fabales; Fabaceae. The record is from RefSeq and is a predicted model, not a curated record. Gene Ontology annotation, biological process: autophagosome assembly. Gene Ontology annotation, cellular component: endoplasmic reticulum.
AACAAUGACACUGUUCUUCUUUAAUUCUUAUGUUGUUCAAAGUUGAAAAGCUCUCUCUCUCUUUCUCUCUCUCUCUUGUUCAAAUCCAUUGCAGCGCAGAAGCAUCCUUUCUCUCUCUAAAUCUUAGGGUUUCCCCCAAAUCGAAGGAGAAGAAGCAUUGGGCGGUUGAAUAGAAUUCGAUGAGACUUGGGUGAUUGGAUCUGAGAUGGCGGCGCCGAGGAACGUGACGGCGACGAGGGACGAAGAGAAGGGAGAGGACGACGAUUCACCCUCCGCCAAGAAGCCCAAAUCGGAGAGGUUCCCACUGAACACGUGGGAAUUCGCCGUCGCCGUCACCGUCUUCUUCGUCUUCUCCACCGGCCUCUUCUGCAUUUACCUCACCAUGCCCUCUUCCGCUUACACCAACCUCACACUCCCCCGCACCCUCUCCGAUCUCCGCCUCCUCAAGGAACACCUCUCGACCUAUGCGCGAAACCACCCUGCACAGUUCAUUCUUGGGUACUGCUCCACCUACAUCUUCAUGCAGACUUUCAUGAUUCCCGGCACAAUCUUCAUGUCCCUCUUGGCGGGGGCGCUCUUCGGAGUUGUUCGAGGAAUCUUGUUGGUUGUUUUCAACGCCACUGCCGGUGCUUCUUCCUGUUUCUUUCUCUCCAAGUUAAUUGGAAGGCCUUUGGUUUCUUGGCUCUGGCCUGAGAAGCUCAGGUUCUUCCAAGCUGAGAUUGCAAAGCGUCGGGAUAAGCUGCUGAACUACAUGCUUUUUCUGAGGAUAACCCCCACAUUGCCAAAUCUCUUCAUCAAUUUGGCGUCUCCCAUUGUUGAUGUUCCGUUUCACAUAUUCUUUUUGGCCACGUUGAUUGGUCUUGUUCCGGCCUCUUAUAUUACUGUCAGAGCUGGUCUCGCCCUUGGGGAUCUAAAAUCAAUUAAGGACCUAUAUGAUUUUAAGACAUUAUCAGUACUUUUCCUCAUUGGUUUUGUUUCCAUAUGUCCAACACUUCUGAAGAGGAAGCGAGUAUAUGAAUGAAGUUGCGCUGGCUGAGCUUGCAUAAUCCAUUUUGUCAAAAGGCAAUUUACGUGAUCUAAUUAGAUGAUGACAGUGGAUCAGAGAAGAUAAUAUUUAAGAAAAAUAUCCAUGAAAAAGAAAAGAAAGAAGGAUGUAUCGUUAUUAACUAGAACAGUGGCAUAUGCUCCAUUUUAUUUUCUGUGGUGGAGCCAAAGUGUUUUUUUUGUUUCCCUUUUUUUAUUUUUGAUCGUGUGGAGAGAGUAAGGGUAGACUUAGCUGAGUGGUGAGCUACCAAUUCAGCUACGGCUCACGAGGCUUUGUUGGAGCAUUAAAUUACUACUCAUAUAUUGGCCUUGAUGGCAUCAGGAAGGAUGUGGUGAUUGUUUAGCGUCAGCUAUGCUGUAUCAAUACGUGCUUCGCACCAUAUAGGAACUGACUUUUUACCCUGUACUAUUUUUCUUUAUUCAAUAUAACAUAUAAUAUUAGGGAAUUUCGAUCAUUACUCUUCCUGUUA